Molecule: messenger RNA, 2661 nt
Organism: Pecten maximus
Lineage: Eukaryota; Metazoa; Mollusca; Bivalvia; Pectinida; Pectinidae
Exons: 3
Coding region: 224-1747 (507 amino acids)
Source: RefSeq, a predicted model, not a curated record
UUAUCAACUGACCAAUGAUCACUGGUCAUCGAGGUUUCCGAAAUUAGAUUUUUUUACGUCAGCCGACAUCAAUAAGGAAUAAUGUAACCAAUGAUGGAUCUUAAUUUUCCUCUUUUCUUGGUAUAAAGGCAGGUGAGAGUCUGUUAUGGGCACAGACGAUUGAAAGUUUAUCGACCAAGCAACAUUUGUUUUAAGAUAGUUGGAUAUAGCCUUGAUAUACACCAUGAACAAAAUGAUGUCAGCCAUUCGAUCGUUGUUUAUACUCUUCAUGGUACAAUGUAUCUACGCAGCUGUACUACAAGACGGCGUUUCACCAAGGAAACAGAGGAGACUGUUGAAAAAGGCAAUGCGUCAAAUCGCCAGGGAUCCGCUCUUGUCCCCUGGACUUCCUGUCUCAGAAUUUGCACCGAUCCCAGGACAGCUGAUGAAUCCUGGGAUAGUUGAUCCACUUUUAAUGCAAAGUCCCCUUGACUCAUUGCUAACUGAACACCAAGGACUUUUAUCAAUGGGGAUCGGACCUCAACGUCCACGCAUGGACACUAUGACAAGGGACCUCAUCAACCACAACAAAGCUAUUGGUACAAGAGAGUCAUUGCGACAGAAUAGACAAAUAAAAAAGGGACUGCGGAAGGCCCGAAAACAAUUUAGACAAGAAAAAAGGGCAAGAAAGCAGAUAAGGAAACAACAAAGACUCAUGCGGAAAGCUGCUAAACAAGUAAAUAUCAUUGGAGGUCCACACGACGUCAUGGGCGGGACACAUGAUGUUAUGGGUGGGUUACAUGGUGUCAUGGGCGGGACACAUGGUGUCAUGGGCGGGUUACAUGAUGUCAUGGGCGGGUCACAUGGUGUCAUGGGCGGGAGACAUGAUGUCAUGGGUGGGUUACAUGAUGUCAUGGGAGGGACACAUGGUGUCAUGGGCGGGUUACAUGAUGUCAUGGGCGGGACACAUGAUGUCAUGGGUUUACCACAUGGCAUUAAUGGAUUAUCAGCCCCAAUCUCGCCUCUUCAUCCGGAUCAUCAUGUUGCAGAAGAUCUUCUUCUAAAUGGUGGAUUAAAUAUCAACAAAAAGAUUGCCAAGCAGGAUAGAAAGGCAAUAAAGCAGAUUAAAAGACAACAAAAAAUUAUCAAAAAGAUUGCUAAACAAGCCAAACUUGUUGAUAGAGCUAUGGAUUUAAUUCCUGUACCGGAACCUGUGGGUCCUCUAACCGACUCGAUUUUAAUUAGCGAUGCCUUAAAUAUUAACAACAAAAUCGCCAAGAAGGAGAAAAAGAGAAUAAGGCAGAUUAAAAAACAACAAAAGAUUAUGAAAAAAGUUGUUAACCAAGCCGGACUUAUCAAUCAAGCCUUGGAUACAAUUCCUUUACCAGAACCUCACGUACCACUUCAACCCGAUCACCAUCUUACUGACAAGAUUUUGAUUAACGAUGCAUUGAAUAAUAACAAACAUUUAGCACAAAACAUUUUAAUCAAUGAUGCUAUCAAUAGAAAUCAACAUAUUGCAGAGAAAAUUUUAGUAAACGAUGCUUUGAAUAAAGGCAGUUUGUUAGGAGUAGGGGGUAUACAUGAUCAUCAUCUACAUGGUGGUGAUGCCAUAGUAACGCUUAUAGACGCUGAUCACCCACCGCCUCAUCAUCCUCAUCAUCAGCCUCAUCAUCCGCCACCCGCCCCGCCAAAACAAAACCCUAUAAAGUCUCUUGUGAAAGGCGUGAUAUUAGGUGGUCUUGGCGCUAUGUUGUUAGGGAAGUAACAGGUUGAUAUAUAAUUAUUCUUCUCUCAAAAGAUUUAUAAGCAGAUUUCAUAUUAGCAUACAUUGUUAUGUUUUAAUUUAUUUCUGUUGCUUGUCAAUUCAUGUUGUUUGUAAACCAUAUACUUAUAUGCAAAAUGAUAGAUUAUUUAUAUAUUCUGAUACACUACUUAAUUUCUGAUUUUAUACAUGUUAUAAUGUGACGUCAUGAAAUAUGAUGAGGUCAUUAAUUCUAGGUUAUAUUGUUAUAAUGUGAUAUACCCACAAUUUACCAAAUUAUUUAUAUAUAUAUCCUUAAAAAUGUAUUUUGUAUUUUGCUUACCUUGAUUCCCUUUAAAAUCACAAAAGAUAGCAUAUUGUCACUAAAUAUAUCUGGAUGCAACGAUAGGAAAUUUAAAAUACUUUAAAGGAAUCUAGCGAAUGAAAAUCCGCAGAUUUUAUUUAUCAUUAAAGUAAAAUAAGCUAAUAUUUACUAUUGCUAAAAUGUUUUUGAAAUACGUGCUACAUUAGCUUAGUACUGGCUAAAAUAUAUUGCUUUCAACCCAAUCAACUUUUCAAUUUAUAACUACGUUAUAGUUUAGAGAUUAAUCUUUAUUGAAUAGCAUGUUUUCUUUGCUGUUGAAUAGCCUCCUACAUAUGAUAUUUGUGAAUGUAAUUUCCCCGUGGGAACAAAAUCAAAUGAAGAAAUGAUGGGAGGCAGACAUUUAUCUUAUGUGCAACGACUUGUGCUUUAAGCCAUCCUUUGGUUUUGAGAAUAAGUACUUUUUGACUUAAAGUCCAAAUGGAUUUAAUUGUGUAAUUGCUAUUUUGCAAUAAAGUGUAAAUGGAUUUAUUUGUGUAAUUGCUAAUUUGCAAUAAAUUGUAAAUGGAUUUAUUUGUGUAAUUGCUAAUUUGCAAUAAAGUGUAAAUUGAUUUAA